This is a messenger RNA of Neofelis nebulosa (Clouded leopard), 264 nucleotides long. RefSeq names its product large ribosomal subunit protein eL43-like. Gene Ontology annotation, biological process: translation. The record is from RefSeq and is a predicted model, not a curated record. Gene Ontology annotation, molecular function: structural constituent of ribosome. Lineage: Eukaryota; Metazoa; Chordata; Mammalia; Carnivora; Felidae. Gene Ontology annotation, cellular component: ribosome.
AUGGUUAAGUGCACCAAGAAGGUCAGAAUCAUCAGUAAAUAUGGGACCUGUUAUGAUGCCUUCCUCAGAAAAAUGGUGAAGAUUGAAAUAAGCCAGCAUGCCAACUACACUUGCAUCUUCUGGGGCAAAACCAAGAUGAAACGAUGAGCUGUGGGGAAGCACUGUAGUUCCUGCAAGAAAACCAUAGCUGGUGGUACCUGGACCUACAACACCACUUCUGCUGUCAUGGUCAUUGGAAGAAUGAAGAAGUUGAAAGACCAGUAG